GUUUGUCCGCCGUGGGUGUUCUUUCACAUCGGGGAAAUGUUUUCUGGGAAGAGCACGUAGCGCUGCUUCUGCCUGGAUUCCCCCGUUCCAAUCCUCCCUGCUUUUCAGGGAGGUUUCGGGGAGCAGGCGAAGGUUUCUUGGGAGCUGCGAUUUGGACAAGUGGGCGACGUGGGUGGAUUCGUGCGUGGACAGUGGCGCAAGAAUUAAUCGGGCGUCGCGUUGUGCAAGCGAGAUUAUGCGCCGUCUCUCUUCCAGAACUGGUCCGAGCAAGGGAGGGAUCUGUCUUUGGACGCCUGGCAGUGGGGGAGGGAGGUUUGAAGGAUGGUGGUGGUCGCAGGCUAAGAAGCAACAAAGUCCUUGAAACUCUAAACCUGGAAAGGAAGGCAGAGAUGUGGCUGCGAGGGUGCGCGCCUCUGCUCUUCGCGGUGACUCACCUGGCCCACCCAGAGCACCUGAGAGCUGAACCCGAGAGGGCCGCCAGCCGGACCGCCAGGAAGCGGGCGAGACUUGCAAACGCUCUGGAACAACUGCUGACAGAACUUGAAGAUUUUCUGAAGAUUCUAGAUAAAGAGAACCUCAGCAGCACAGCUGUAGUCAAAAAAAGUUUUCUGGCUGACCUUCUUCGGCUGUGCACAAAAUCAAGCGGUGGUGAUGAAGAAUACAUUUAUAUGAACAGAGUAACCAUUAAUAAACUACAUGGGGAACCAGAAAAAGCCAACAAAGGUUACCAAGAUUCCUUGACUAAUGGAGAAAUGGAGCAGUAUUUGUAUCCUCCACAGAAAAGUUUGCCAGAUCUUCCACAUUCAAAAAUAAUUCCAGAAUCAAAACUACAUUCGGGCCUCAAAAACGAAUCUCCAGAAGGGUACUAUGAAGAAGCUGAGCCUUACAGUGUUUCUAUGAAUGAUGAUGAAGCAGUCAGCAGCUCCUAUGAAUCCUAUGAUGAGGACGAGAGCAGUAAAGGCAAGUCAGCCCCUCAUCAGUGGCCAUCACCUGAAGCAUCUAUUGAACUUAUGAAAGAUGCCCGGAUCUGUGCUUUUCUCUGGAGAAAGAAAUGGUUGGGCCAGUGGGCCAAGCAGCUUUGCAUGAUUAAAGACAACAGACUGUUGUGUUACAAAACUUCCAAAGACCAUAGUCCACAGCUGGAUGUUAAUUUGGUGAGUUGCAGUGUCAUUCACAAGGAGAAGAAUCUGAGAAAGCAGGAACAUAAAUUGAAGAUCAUCCCCAUGAAUGCAGAUGUUAUCGUCUUGGGUUUGCAAAGUAAAGACCAAGCAGAACAAUGGCUCAGAGUAAUCCAAGAAACAAGUGGUCUCUAUCCAGAGGGGCCAUGUGAAGGAAAUCAGUACGUUCCAGACUUCCAGCGGUUCAAUAAUCCAAAAGUGGAGCCAUCAGAGAGUGGAAGCAACACUGAUGGUCACAUGGAGCUGGUGGAAACAAAAGAUGCUAAGAAGAAAUGCACACCUGGGUUAAAAUUUAGCAACCUGAUGAAUCUUGGGAGAAAGAAGUCUACCUCCAUGGACAGUCCAGAAAGAUCUUUGGAUACCGGCACAUAUUUAAAUGUACUGGUGAACAGCCAAUGGAAAUCCUACUGGUGCCAUGUGAAGGAUGGCCAGCUCCAUUUUUACCAGGACAAAAACAGAAACAAAGCAGCUCAACCAGCUUUGAACUUGGUGGGGUGUGAAAUCAUCCCAGACCCAAGCCCUGACCACAUCUAUUCAUUUCGUAUCCUGCACAAGGGUGAAGAAUUGGCCAUGUUAGAGACAAAGUCUUCUGAAGAAAUGGGCCACUGGCUUGGUGUCCUUUUGUCAGAAUCUGGCUCUAAAACGGAUCCCGAGGAGCUUACUUAUGAUUACGUUGAUGCUGACAGAAUUUCCUGCAUUGUCUCUGCAGCAAAAAACUCAUUAUUCUUAAUGCAAAGAAAGCACUCUGAACCCAACACUUAUAUUGACAACCUGCCAAAGAGAAUGGGAAACCAAGAAGAUCUGUAUGAUGAUGUGGACAUUCCAGAGGCUACUAUGGAUGCUAUGCCUCCAAAUGAAAGUAAAUGUGAAGGAGAACAAGACAGAGUCUAUCUAGACCUCACUCCAAUGAAAUCCUUGCUGCAUGGAGCUACCUCAAAGCAGGGUCAGUCUACUCCUUCGGUGUCUCCACCUUUACAAAGAUCUAUGAGCAAGAGCUCGGUGGACUUUGAGAAAGACUCAGCCAUGGUGCAAAAAGAACCAGAACUAAACAGAAUUGCAAUGGAAAUUCCAGAGCAGAGGCCUCCAGACAUAGAUGAGCUGCCACCUCCAUGGACAGGUACAAUAAAAAUCCAGACACAACAACAGCAAAUUAUAUUUCCUCAGAGUGACCCCAGUGUGGUUAUGGCUGCACCAAAGGAAAAAACAGAAAAGCCCAAAGUGAUGAAUCCAGCCCCUGUAGAAACAAAACUAGGCAAGAAUAGGACAGAAGCUGAAGUGAAGCGAUAUUCAGAGGAGAGAGACCGUUUGGAGAAAGACAAAGAAGAAAUCCGCUCUCAGCUGGCAAAGCUUCGAAAAGAGAAAAGGGAGCUGAAAGAGAUGAUGAUGAACUGCUCAGAUAAGAAUAAGUUGUCUACAAUGGAACAGAAGCUAAAAGAGAUAGAAGAAGAGUGUAAGAAGAAAGAAGAUCAGCGUGUUGACUUGGAGUUAAGACUUGUUGAAGCAAAAGAGAAUCUCAGGAAAGCAGAGUCUGGUCCAGUUACACUUGGCACCACAGUGGAUACCACACACAUGGAAAACGCAAGUCCCAAAAUGAAAGUUGCUAAUCCUACGAAUAACCCAGAAAAUUCACCUGUCAAUUCAGCAGUGGCAUUAAAAAACCGUCCUUUAUCUGUCAUGGUCACAGGGAAAGGAACAGUUUUGCAGAAAGCAAAGGAAUGGGAAAAGAAAGGUGCUAGUUAGGAAAUCCUAGCCUCAAGAAAAGACUGAAGAUUCAAAUUGGUUCUUUGUGGACUACAGAAGCCUACUGCCAGUAGCAAAAAUGUCCAGAUGAAGAAAGCAUGGCAAGUGGGGAACUGUAUCAUACUGUCUGGAAGAAACAAUGGACCUUGGCCAGAUGCCAGCAUGGCCUUCCUUAGACUAAGGCUGUUGCUCCUUUUAGCAGACUUGCACUGUGUAGCUAGGACAGAUAACCCAAAUGGAAACAGUACUUCUAACCUUACUGGUAUCCUGAAACUGUUGCUGUACAUAAGGAAGCUUUUGUCUACUUUUAGUAUGGUGUUUUAUCACUGUACAGUCUAGGAUUUGUCGUUAAAAUGACUUUUAGUUGGACCUGUUUAAUAUUACUGUAGCAUACCAAGGCAUGACAGGAGACAGAGGAGGUAAAGUUGAGCUUCACAUCAGCCAUUUCUUUAGGAGAGAAGUUUUCUUAAUCAAUGGUGCAAAUUUGAAUGAUACUUCUAUGGAAUUCCAAUUAAAUGCAGCUGUUCUGCCCAACAUAACAUCCACAGGAGAAAGUAUUAGGUGCUCAAGUUCAAAGUUCAUCUGGCACACCAACCUUAUUCACCUAAUUUCAGAUUAGGUGACCUAUUGCUCAGCAUAAUGACCUUAUAUGAUCCAUGGAUUUCAACAUGCCAUUUAUUUUAUUAAAUAAUUUUAUUACACCAGUAUGGUAUGAUGGUUAAGGCAUCAGGCUAGAAAUUAGGGGACUGUGAGCCCUAACCCUGCCUUAGGCAUAAGGCCAGCUGGGUAACCUUGGGCCAGUCACUCUCUCAUAGCCCUAGAAAGGAAGCACUGGCGAACCACUUCAUCUUGGCCAGUGGUGGGUUGCCCCGGUUCACACUGGUUCUAUAGAACCAGUAGUAAAACCGGCAGGAAGAUCCGCCCCGACAUCAUCAAAACACUUCUGCACAUGCACAGAAGUUUCUGUGUACGCGGAGAAGAGCGUGCGUGUGGCCCCACUGCAAACCGGUAGUAAAGGUAAAUAGAACCCACCCCUAAUCUUGGCAAGAAAACUGCAAGCAUUAGUUGCCAGGAGUUCAUACUGAAUCAAAAGCACAAAUAAAAAUCUACUUUAUUUACACAGCAAAUCAUAUAUAUAUAUAUGCAAUAUUUGUUUUUCUUUCUUUUAUAUAUAUGCAGAUUUAAUCCACAGGAUACAGGGAUCUGUCCUGAUCCCUGUGCAUGACUAUGAGCUUUACCUUUGGAAAAAUAACACCGAUGAGUUCCUUCUUUAAACACUUGUAGUUGUGCACAUUUAAAGAUGUAAUAUAUAAAAUGUGUCUAAGGCAAGGGAUGAUUCCAGUGCACUUUAGGGACAGUAAUACUUCAAGAUAGGAACUAAGCAUCAGCUACGUGUCUUUGUAUUCUCUGAGGUCAGUUUCAUUGCUUGCAGAAAUGAAUCUAAUGUAAACACAUAAACAUGAUUUGGGGGAGAAAGGAAUUUCACUCUUUUUAAUAAAGAAAGUAUAAUUAGAGCAAAGUAGGAAGAAUCUUAUAAUUAUUUUGCUGCCUGAAGGAAAGAACUACUGUACAAGGAGCCUUUCCACCCUGUAUAAUUCCAUGCAGAAAAACUUAAAUUCUGAUAUGUUGUUGAGUAGCACUGAGGGCAGUAAAUUAGCUUAGGAGGCGUAUAGUGAGUAUACAUGGAGUCAUACAGCAUUAUCUCUUCUCCCUCCACUAUGUUCCUCCAGGGUCUGCUGCUUCAUUGUACAAUAUUGGAGCUGGAUGUAGGAAUUGAUGUAUUAAGUUCAGGAAGAUGCAACAGAAAUUCUCAUUUAAAGUUAGCAUGGAUUCUUCACCGAACAUACCAGAGUCUAUAUUUUAUUCUUGAAUAGGAGUAAUUUUUCAUGAUAUAUGAACAGAAAGCAUCAUUGCUAGGAAGCUACUGUCAGGAAAGUACUAAAACGAUUUAGUGGGCUUUUGAUAUCUGAGCACCAUUCCAGACAAUCAUGAAACUGUGCAAUAGAUGUGCCAUAUUAAUUAUUUGCUUGUUGCAGGAACUACAGACAUCAGGUUUCCCAUUAUGAUGGGCCAAAAGCAUUGCAUUGCCUUGGUAACAAAAGCAUCAUUUGUCACAAAGAAAAUAUCAAGGCUCUAAAUCAGGGGUGUCCAACUUUGGCAACAUUGUGGACUUCAAUUCCCAGAAUUCCCCAGACAAUCACAGGUCUUAAAGUUGCCAAGGUUAGACACCAUUGCUUUAGAUAAUGCUUAUAGCGAUAGAUGUUUCUAUACUGAUUGGCUAGCAUUCAUGAAGUCAGUGACAAUCCUACUGCUCUACCCUGUGCCUGGGUUAUUUUACAGCAUCUUAGCCAGAACUCUUUCUCUUCCGAACUAUAUAUGUGGGCUGCUCCUUCCAUCAGAAGCCCUUUGCUCAUAUAUGUAUACAAUUUCAAUUCUAAGAAUACAUCUAAGGAUUUGACUGGCUUAUCAUAUAUUUAUUUUUAGGCAUCUAAAACACAAAUAUUUCUUGUUGGAUUACAUCAGGAAGUAGUCUGAAAAAGUGGUUGGAAAGUUGGAAUUAGCAGCAGAAAUAAAUCUCCAGCAGUCUUCAACUGUUCAACUGUUGUUUGUAAUCCUGUAUGGUUCUUUGAUAACCUGAAUGACCACAAAUGUAAAUGCUACAGAUGUUUAAGGACUUUGUCAUAUUCAAGUAAGAAUAUCUUUUAGGUUUGCCAUCUAAGUAGCCAUCUAAGGCUACCUAAGGUUAUCUAAGGCUUUGUAUUAGUAUAUGAGAGUGGCAUUUUAUAGACAACGUGCAGAUUUAGGGAUUGCAGGACUGUUUAAAAAAAGGAGAUUGGAUCCAACCAGUUGAAGAAAGACAGGUAGUUCAUUAAUGAAACCUAAGACUGCUCCUGUAUAUAUGCCUCCAGUGCCAGUAAACAGUGUUUUGUGAUGUCUGUAUCACAUGUUAGUGUAAGCAAAUAUUGAUGUGUUAGAGCAGGGCUAUCAAACUCCCGGCCCACGAGCCAGAUGAUCACAUGCUGGCCAUGCCCCCACCCAGUUUAGCAAAGGGCGAAAAAGUCCCGAUACCUUAUGACACCACCGUGACGACAUGAGUUUGACAGCCCUGUGUUAGAGUGAGUUAAAAUGCUGUGAAACUUUGAAGCCCUGACAACUAGAAGCAUCAAUAGAAAAGGUACUAGAGGAGUAGCAACUGACUCAUUUAUUCCACUCAGUUCAAAUAGGUCACUUCAGACCAUAAAGUUGUGUGACUCAACCAAAGUACUAUGGCUGAUUGUGUCAGCCAAAACAGAGGAAUUCAAAUCAGAUCCAAAGCUUUCUUUUAAAUAACUGUAGAACUGUUAUUAUUAUGUUCCUAGCUUUAAAAAAAAACUUUAUUGUACAAGUGUCUUUUUUGUCAGUUGCCAUUUCGGAUAAAUCAUUUUUAAAUAAAAGUGUUGGCUGUA
This is a messenger RNA of Pantherophis guttatus, 6364 nucleotides long. It is a transcript of the gene AFAP1L2, whose product is annotated as actin filament associated protein 1 like 2. Lineage: Eukaryota; Metazoa; Chordata; Lepidosauria; Squamata; Colubridae. Gene Ontology annotation, cellular component: cytosol. Gene Ontology annotation, molecular function: SH3 domain binding; SH2 domain binding. Gene Ontology annotation, biological process: inflammatory response; positive regulation of interleukin-8 production; positive regulation of epidermal growth factor receptor signaling pathway. The record is from RefSeq and is a predicted model, not a curated record.